Messenger RNA from Neopelma chrysocephalum (saffron-crested tyrant-manakin), 5732 nucleotides. It is a transcript of the gene KCNA1, whose product is annotated as potassium voltage-gated channel subfamily A member 1. Gene Ontology annotation, biological process: potassium ion transmembrane transport; protein homooligomerization. Lineage: Eukaryota; Metazoa; Chordata; Aves; Passeriformes; Pipridae. The coding region runs from base 1008 to 2483 and encodes 491 amino acids. Gene Ontology annotation, molecular function: delayed rectifier potassium channel activity; protein binding. The record is from RefSeq and is a predicted model, not a curated record. The transcript has 3 exons. Gene Ontology annotation, cellular component: synapse; juxtaparanode region of axon; dendrite.
CUCCCGCUCCCCGAGCUGCACCAAACAGCUCUCAGGUUUCUGCUGAUACUGCAGCGUCAAGAAAUGGCUCGAGUUUGCUCCUCGCUCCUCUUAUGCAUUCAGCAGCCCUCUCGCUCCUGCCACACGCGCCCAGCUCCUGCCUCCUCCUGCUGCCUCUGCUGCUGGGACGAGCCAAGACCGACUCCGGGGAUGCGGCUGCAGGGCUGCGGCGCUCUGACAUCUCGCCAGCCGCCGCUGCCCAGCGCCCGUCUCCUUUUCCAGCUGUCCUAAGGGGAGAGAGCUGGAGAGCCAGCGGCUAUCUAGGACUCCUUGAUUUUAUUUACUAACUCAAGCCUUUUGGAAAAGUGUCUCGCAGGCAGCCCUGUAAAGCGAUCGCUGUGUUAUAAAGAGGGGCGCAAGAGGAGGAGGAGGAGGGUGAAGUUUGCCGCUGCGGUUUUUGUUUUGGUUUGGUUUUUUUGGAUGCUGCUGCAAGGCGACUUGACGCAUUCCGGCACUGGCUCCUACUCCUGACCAGCGCAUCUCACUCGGAGCAGUGUGUGUGUGUGCGGUAGCUUCGUGACAGCAGCUGCGGUGAUGGUCGAGCCGGCGAGAAAAGUGGACGGAACGAGUUAAAGGCUAAAGGAGACGGCUGGGGAGGGGACCCCGGCCUGGGGUGCGCUCCAUAGACCUUCAGCCUCCCGGCCUGGGGGACGGGACAGGAUCCCUCACCUUACCUGCCCUCUUCCCCCCCAAAGGUACUUCUUCCCUCUUUCUUCACCCUCCCAUCAUCCCUAAUGCCCCUCCCUUCAUCCCACCCCUCCUGUCCCCUUUUGGGUAUUUCCAUGCUUUAGGCUCCUCACCCAUCCCUUCCUCAAGCUCCCCAUCCCACCUCAUCAUCCCUCCCUGCAGUCUCCGACCCCCCUCAUCCCUGAACUGCCCUGGGUCUCUCUGCUCUCCUCCAUCCUCCUCCUCCUCCUCCCUUUCCCUCACUCCUCCCCUGCCCCGUGGCCCCUUCCCCGUGUGUCACCAUGACCGUGAUGGCCGGAGAAAACAUGGACGAGACUUCGGCGCUCCCUGGCCACCCCCAGGAUAGCUACCAGCCCGCUGCCCACGACGACCACGAGUGCUGUGAGCGCGUGGUGAUAAACAUUGCUGGACUGCGCUUUGAGACGCAGCUCAAGACUUUAGCCCAGUUCCCCAACACGCUGCUGGGCAACCCCAAGAAGCGCAUGCGGUACUUUGACCCCUUGCGCAACGAGUACUUCUUCGACCGCAACCGGCCCAGCUUUGACGCCAUCCUCUACUACUACCAGUCCGGGGGGCGGCUGCGCCGGCCGGUCAACGUCCCCCUGGACAUGUUCUCUGAGGAGAUCAAAUUCUAUGAGCUGGGUGAGGAGGCCAUGGAGAAGUUCCGGGAGGAUGAAGGGUUCAUCAAAGAUGAGGAGAGGCCCUUGCCGGAGGGGGAGUACCAGCGCCAAGUGUGGCUCCUCUUUGAGUACCCAGAGAGCUCUGGGCCGGCAAGGGUUAUUGCGAUAGUCUCUGUCAUGGUGAUCCUCAUCUCCAUCGUGAUCUUCUGCCUAGAGACAUUACCUGAGCUUAAGGAGGACAAGGAGUACACAGUGCAUCGCACUGACAACACCACCCAGGUCUACAAAUCCAACAUCUUCACAGAUCCCUUCUUUGUUGUGGAGACCCUGUGCAUCAUCUGGUUCUCCUUUGAGCUGGUGGUGCGCUUCUUUGCUUGCCCCAGCAAGACUGAUUUCUUCAAGAACAUAAUGAACUUCAUUGACAUUGUGGCCAUCAUCCCUUACUUCAUCACCCUGGGCACCGAGAUGGCCGAGCGGGAGGGGACUCAGAAAGGAGAGCAGGCCACCUCCUUGGCCAUCCUGAGAGUCAUCAGACUGGUAAGAGUCUUUCGAAUCUUCAAACUCUCCCGGCACUCUAAGGGCCUCCAGAUUUUGGGACAGACCCUCAAAGCAAGUAUGAGAGAGCUAGGUUUACUAAUCUUCUUCCUCUUCAUUGGGGUGAUUCUGUUCUCUAGUGCUGUAUAUUUUGCUGAGGCUGAAGAACCUGAGUCUCAUUUCACAAGUAUCCCUGAUGCUUUCUGGUGGGCGGUGGUAUCCAUGACCACUGUGGGCUAUGGUGACAUGUACCCUGUGACAAUUGGAGGCAAAAUCGUAGGCUCCUUGUGUGCCAUCGCUGGUGUGCUGACAAUUGCCCUGCCUGUACCUGUCAUCGUGUCCAACUUCAACUACUUCUACCACCGAGAAACAGAAGGGGAAGAACAGGCUCAGUUACUUCACGUUAGCUCCCCUAAUUUAGCAUCUGACAGUGAUCUCAGUCGCCGCAGCUCCUCCACAAUCAGCAAAUCUGAGUACAUGGAAAUCGAAGAGGAUAUGAAUAAUAGCAUAGACAAUUUUAGAGAGGCUAAUCUCAGAACUGGCAACUGCACUGUAGCCAACCAAAACUGCGUUAAUAAAAGCAAGCUGCUGACUGAUGUGUAAACAAAAAAAAAAAACCACCAAAAACCAAAAUCCCCACUCACAGCUUGAAGACUUUAGUGACACAGUCACAGUUUGUAGAUGCUUUACUGAUAGUCUUUGAAUGCUUUAUUUACCUCGUAAAUGCAUUGUUGCAUUGCGAAUCUUUGCUCUGCGAUAAAGAAGCUUCCAGGAUCCAUGAAAGAUAAAAUUUUUGUUUAUUUUCAAAAAAGCAUUUUCCACCUGGCUAUUGAUAACCAUUUGAACUAGUUUAGUUUUAAGCCGUAUGACGUUAGACCUAAACUUUUCCUCUCCCAUCGCCCUUUUUUUUUUUUUUUGGAUAAAGUUAACUUAAAACUAAGCAAGACAGUUUUUAGAGCUAUAAAGCAUAUGCAUGGAUUCCAGUAAAAAUAUUCUGCAAAACACUGCACAGUUGCAAGAAAGUGCAUCAGAUAAUAAUAGUAAAAAAAGAUUAGCCAAAACCCUUGGCAAACACUUGCCGUGGCUUUUAUGAAGGAGCGCAAAUUUUUCCUUCCACCCCCUCUGUGAAGGAUUCCAUACUUCCAACCUACAGAUCCACACAGCACCUUAUUAAAAACGUACUUUAGCUUGGUCUCUUUUGCUGUCAGUAGGAGAACUAUUCUAAAAGGAAAAUAACAAGCGAAACUGAAGACAAAACAUCUGCAAUGCUGCUAAGUUCUCUUACGUGCAGAUGAUAAAAACACACUUUUCUUUUUCCCCCCACCCUGUUUGGAACUGGAUACAAAACUUUAAGCCCCUCUGUUGCAAGAUAGCACAAUGGAGUUUAAUAUAAGCAUGUUUGAAUUUGAUACUAUUUAUUUUAUAAUCGCAUGCUUGAAACGUUACCUCAGACAAUAGCGGAUAAGCUUUCGUUUGAACUGAAUCUUCUAAAAAUAGGUCCUUUAUCUCUCUUUUUUCUUUUCUUUUUUUUUCUUUUUUUCUUUUUGAUUUGCAUUCACCAGAAGUGCACUCCUUAAUUUAUUAAAUCGUUGACUAGUAAUUUAAAGUACUGUAUUUAAGUGCGUAUGUUAGUCAAAUGGGAACAAUAACUUUUGGAGAUCAAAGCAUGUUCGAAUAUUCAGCAUUAUGGCCUAUUUGAUUAAAAUGUAACUUGAACUAAUUAAUGCAUGAAUUCAAUGAUAAUAAUAAUAAUAAUAAUAACAACAAUAAUGAUAAGAAUAAAAAUAAAAAAAAAUGUGCUUGAUAGACUGAGGGCCUGAAUGAACUGAUUAGAGAAACCUGAUUGUUUUCCUGCAUUGCUCAGGGAAAUGUGUUGGCUUUUGUCCAGGUGUUGUCGGAAAGGAACAUAUCCCAUCCCUUAAAGGGAAAGCUAUAUGGAAAAUUAAGAAGUCCAGUUAUAUAUAGCAACACCUAAAACCUAGUAUCCUUUAUAGCUGAAAGGUGCAGAUGCAUGCUUUUUGGUGCAUUCUCAGAAUGUAAAUGAAACUUAUCUAUUAUAUGCAUCCAAAUUGCAGCAGCUGGUUUCUUUUGCAGUCAUCAGUUGAGACUUUUUUGUAUUCCCCUAAAACUCGCUGAAGAGACUCAACAGAUUGAUUUAGAUAGUUGCGCAGUGCCUUUAUCUUACAUCCCCUAAAUUGCUGAAAGUGCCUCCAGGAACUGAGCUGAUCCGAGAUGUUGAAGGAAAGGGCAAGGCAUAGGCACGCUGUCACAGGUGUUCUGUGCUGUCCCCUGGCACAGCACAGGAGGGGGUAGAGAGAGAAGGACCAAGUGUGAGUGAGAGGGACGCAGAAGAGGUGGGCAGAGACCACCAGUGCCCAUGGGAUACCUUCCUUCCCCAGCCAAUCUCAUGCCACAGGGCUCAGCAUCUGCUUCUGCCAAGUAACUCAUAGUUGUGUUUGUGCAAGGCUUCAGGUUCCCCUUGGUUGUUUAUAGCUAUCAUUGUAUCUGCCCUUCCUUUCCCUGAGAUGGCUUUUUGGUAGCCUGUCCCUUCAUGGCAGGACGCAGGAGGAAUUAGGGACCAGCAUGAGCUACGGUGUCGCCCAGUCAGGCAACCAGACUGGAGGACUGUGCUUUUCUUUCCCGUACAUUUGCCAGGUGGGUGGGUGGGAAAGCCUUUCCAGUGCCCUCCCAUCCCUGUCUCCUCUCCUCCUCCAUCCCCUUUUGGCAGACUGUCAGAUCUUAAAUCCCAUCACCGAUCAUUUGAGCCAUAUUCUUCUUUCUGGUCCCUAUUCUUACUCCCAGCAUCAUCUGGUGAAGGAAGCAAUGCUAGGAGAAGGUAUCUUCUGCAAUAUGCCAGCCUUGAUUGCUAGGCCCUGGAAGAUAAUAACCUUUGAUCUGAACUAAUGUAGGCACUAAUCUUUGUUUUUUAAAUGGACAAAGUUGAGGAUCUUCGUUCUGCACUUAGCAUGUGGCCAACUGCUGUUGAACACUUCUCCUUCCGCAUUGUACAGAUCCUUUCUUCCCCUGUCUUUCUGAUAUAUGUACAUAUGUGUAUAAAUAUAUAUAUAUAUGUAUGUCUGCUCCUGUGUGUGUCACAUACAUAUGCAGACAUGUAUAUAUAAAAUCAAGGCACUUAGAGUUAUAAAACAAUCCUAACUCUGCAGUUACGCACAAGCUUGACCUGCCAGGUUUCCAGAAAGACUUGACUUUAUUUCUCACUGUGUGACUUCUGUCAAUCUUAGAGAUGAGGAAGCGAUUAAGAACUGAGGGAGCUCUAACUCCUGCAAGAAAUGCAAAGCAUCAGAUACAACAGGGCAUUACAUCCUCUAGGUAGAUGUUGUAAAGCUUCUUUCCUGUCCCCUGCUCACACCCCUGCCCAUUGCACUCCUCUCUCCCCAUUAAAUUCUAGUGGUCCUGAUCUUCCCAAACUCUUGAAUUCUAGGGUGUGACUUCUGAUGUCAAAAUGGACUUGAAUGCUGCACUCAGCUUAUAAAACCACCAACUGAACUAAACAGCAAUAAUCAUUUCAGUGCUACAGGACUGAUGAUCAGAAAGAUGUAUUUGGGAGAUGAGGCCUCACUUUGGUAACUUCUAACCCCAGCUGGGUAUUGCACACCUUAAUUUAAUGUGCAGAGUGAUAAUCAUUCUGCAUAUAUGCAGAGAAAAGUGCUGCAUGCAGCAAUUCUUCUUUGUCAGGAGACAAAAGGUCUUCAGGGCCCAGGGUGGUUUGGGGAGCCUGAAUGUUGCUUUGUCCAUUUAUAGCUCACUGCAAAGGAUCUCAAUACAUAUGGAGUACAGGAAUUAACCUCAUGUAGCAUAGGCAUGCAUUUUCAACAAGUUUGACACACAAAA